AUGGAAUGUGGCACAUGUAGAUACUUUUCUGGUCAAGAUAUUGAAACUCUGCUGACUUGGCUACCCGUGAAUACAAAUGAAGAACCAACUACUACACUGUUACCUUGCGUGAAUACCAAGAAUCCAUGUACUACUGAUGAAGACAAAUCAUAUCGAAAGAACAAUGAUAAUACACAUAGAUUGGAUAGUACAACAAAGAACAGAGUGUUUCUUGUGAAAUGGAAGGAUAUAUCUUACCGACAUUUGGACUGGGUACCUGAAACAUGGCUUGCUGGUGUGUCUCCAAUGAAGUACAACAAUUAUUUAAAAAAACACUAUGAUCAAUAUCCUAUCAAAGUGGAGGAUGCUGUACCAUUCUAUUGGAAAGUAAUUGACCGAGUAUUAGAUACAAAGCAAUCACAAAGUGGACAUGUCAAGAUGGUGUUUGCAAAAUUUCGAGGAUUGGCCUAUGAUCAAGCAUGUUGGGAUACUCCACCCUUCGAGGCACAGUUGACAGCACCCUAUCAUGAAGCAUUAAGACGCUAUCGGAUGAUGGACAGUAUCAAACCAGUAAACGAAAUGAAGGAACAUAUCUCCAUAUUAAGAUCAAAACUAAGAGCAGAUGAUUUUGGUCGUCUACGUGAAUUGAAAAAGCAGCCGGAUUAUGUUACCAAUGGAACAAUUUUACCUCAUCAAUUGGAUGGAUUGAAUUGGCUUAUCUAUCAAUGGGAACAACAACAACCUUGUAUCUUAGCAGAUGAUAUGGGACUUGGCAAGACCAUUCAAAUAGUUACAUUUUUGGAUUAUCUUUUCAAUGAAUACAAUAUAUAUCCAUUCCUCGUAGUAGUUCCCAAUAGCACAGUGACAAACUGGAUACGUGAAUUCAACAAAUGGGCUCCUGAUUUGGUAGUGGCUCCUUACUUUGGUUCUUCAACCAGCAGAGAUAUGGCAAGAAAAUACGAAAUAUUCCGUCAUGGUCAACAGCGAAAUCAAAUUAGCUGUCACGUGGUUAUGAUGACCUAUGAAUCAGCAUUAAGUGGUAUUCGAUACUUCAAAAACUUGGAUAUUUGGCCUUACCUCAUAGUGGACGAAGCACAACGACUGAAAAAUAUGGAGAGUCAACUCUUCCUCAAGCUUGCAGAACUCAAUACUGACAAUAGGAUAUUACUUACAGGAACACCGUUACAGAACAAUAUUGAGGAACUUUUUAACAUUAUGCAUUUUAUCGCUUCAUCUAAAUUUCGUGAUAUCGAUGCACUUACAGAAUACUAUAGGGAAUUCACUCAGGAUUCAAUUCAGGAAUUACACCGAAAGUUGAAACCUUACUUCCUCCGGCGAACCAAAGAAAUGGUGCUUGUCGACUUACCACCCAAGAAAGAAAUCAUUGUACCAAUCUCUAUGACCAGUCUACAGAAAGAACUUUACAAGGAAACAUUGACAAAGGGCACCAAGAUUCUGGCUCAACUUCAAAAGCAAUCCAGGGGAAAAAUCAAUAAUAAAGAAAUCAAGAAAUCAGGGAUAAACUACAACAAUAUACUUAUGAUGCUUCGAAAAAUCCUCAACCAUCCUUACCUCAUUCCUGGUGUGGAAAUUCCUCAAGAGACUCAAAGUGCGACACAACAAGCAAUGAUAGAUGCAAGUGGGAAAUUGAAAUUAUUGAAGUUAAUCCUUCCGAAGCUCCGGGCACAAGGACAUCGUGUACUUUUAUUCUCAACAAUGGCUAUAGCUUUGGAUAUAUUGGAAGAUUACCUAGUAGGGGAAGGGAUCAAAUUUGUGCGAAUAGACGGAAAUACUCCACAACUACAACGUGUUACUAAUAUGGAUAUAUUCAAUGCUUCUGAUUCCGAUGUCGAUGUAUUUUUAUUAACAAGUCGUGCUGGUGGUGUUGGAAUCAAUUUGGCAACUGCCGAUACGGUGAUCAUCUACGAUUCGGAUUAUAACCCACAUGUUGAUUUACAAGCAAUUAGCCGUGCUCACAGAAUGGGUCAAAAGUCUCCUGUCUUGAUCUUACGUUUUGCAACAAGAUUAUCGGUGGAAGAAAGUAUUUUGAACAAGGCCAAGAAAAAAAUGGUAUUGGAUCAUUUAGUGGUGGACAAGAUGGAUGAAGAAGAAAUAGAACCAGAUGAUAUCGAAUCUAUUGUGAAGUUUGGACUCAAAGCUCUCUUUGAUGAAGAUGAUGGACCUGAAGAUAUCGUCUAUGAUUCUGCUGCUGUGGAUGAACUACUGGAUCGUGAUGCUCAAUUUAAAGCUGAUACACCAUCAUCGUCAACAACCGACACUAUGGACCCUGCUACCGAUGAUACUACGAAGGACAAAAAAGAAAAUGGAUUCAUGUCUUUCUCGUUUGCGAAGAUCUGGCAGAAACAAAAGGGUCCUGUGGAUGCGCAAAAUGACAAUUUGAUGCAAGUGAAUGGCGAAGAAAACCAAGGAAAACCCGAUAAUGCAGAUGAUGACAAUGUGUGGGAACGACUUCUGGCAAAAAAUAGAGAAGCUUUAGAAGAAGAAAAACUACAACAAGCAGAAAAACUAGGACGUGGUGCUCGACAAAGAAAAGUGAUUGUAAAGUUCUCCAAAAAAAAAAAAAAAAAAAAAAAAAAAGUGCUACUUUUACUUACUUUCUUUUUAUCAUAG
Messenger RNA from Halteromyces radiatus, 2610 nucleotides. RefSeq names its product P-loop containing nucleoside triphosphate hydrolase protein. Gene Ontology annotation, biological process: chromatin remodeling; negative regulation of transcription by RNA polymerase II. The record is from RefSeq and is a predicted model, not a curated record. Bases 1 to 2610 code for a protein of 869 amino acids. The transcript is spliced from 5 exons. Gene Ontology annotation, cellular component: chromatin; nucleus. Gene Ontology annotation, molecular function: ATP binding; ATP-dependent chromatin remodeler activity; histone binding. Lineage: Eukaryota; Fungi; Mucoromycota; Mucoromycetes; Mucorales; Cunninghamellaceae.